Molecule: messenger RNA, 969 nt
Organism: Metopolophium dirhodum (rose-grain aphid)
Lineage: Eukaryota; Metazoa; Arthropoda; Insecta; Hemiptera; Aphididae
Exons: 7
Coding region: 199-969 (256 amino acids)
Source: RefSeq, a predicted model, not a curated record
CAUAAAAAAUUUCAACCAGUGCGCACCAGUAUUCCAGAUGGAACAUACAUUAUGUGCACCAGACGCCAACAGUGCAGUCGGUGCACAAAAUUAUUGGUGGAACUUGUUUUAAAAUAUGGUUCAAUUAUAGAAAAUAAUGAGACAGAUUCAAAAGUAUGGAAAUAAAAGGCUGCAACCUGGGAAUUAAUUGAUGGUGCAAUGGUUGUUUCUUCAGGUAUUCAAAGACGAUCAAAAGCAUUAAAAAACAAGUGGGAGAAGAUUAAAAAAAAUGUCAAACAGCGUUUAUCUGAAGAAAAAAAAGAAAUAUAUAUAACUGGUAGGGGUGUUGUCAAAACAUUUAAAAAUAUUGAUUAUUAUGAUAAUAUAUUAGAACUUCUUGGAGUCUCAUCAACUGGGCUGGCUAGUGAUUUUGAUUCCGAUAUUGUUGAUUUAUCCCUGAAUAAUUUGAGACAAACUACUACUACAACUCUUGACAACAAUGAAGUGGAUGAUUUAGUAUUUGUAUUAGAGAAAACUAAUAGUCCAAAUAUGUUUGAUGAUAGUGAGUUCUUCAACCAAACUACACUCAAUGUUGUCACUGUUGAGCAAUUAGAGGUAACACCCAGUACCAGUAGAAAAACUGGGAAAAUUGGACUCCAGCUUCAUUACGCCAGCCAGUUUCUGAUGAAUGAGUUACUGAGAAAAGAAGGUCAUUUUGUAAUUAGUGCAAUAGCAUAUGUAAUAGUAUCAACUUUAGCCAAUAUCCAAAAAGACUGCAUUAAUGAAAACCUUGAAUUUGAUGGUGACCUCGGAAGACUUGAUCCUGUUGUUGCCUUCGUGUACCGUUGCAAGAUGUGCUCUCAUCUUGAACAAAUACUUAAAAAUGACGCUAUUCAGUUGCAAUUUAGAACAGAUGGCCGUUUUGCUGGAGAACAGACACCUCAUGUUGCCGGAAGACACACUGUUAGCUAUGCUGCAAGACAUCAUUAA